Messenger RNA from Amoebophrya sp. A25, 11867 nucleotides. NCBI's taxonomy places the organism in Eukaryota, Dinophyceae, Syndiniales, Amoebophryaceae. The record is from the annotation of a GenBank genome assembly.
AUGCCCUCAUCAUGCAAGCAGAGCGUGAAGCUCUUUGGUCCUCCUAGUGGCCAUGAGCUUAGCUUCGCGCAAAAGCAAAAAGUAGCCGAAGCUGGAUUCAAAAUCCACAAAUCCGAAGUUUGCUACCACGUUUUGGGGCUGUCCGAAACAGACUCAAGACUGGAGAGCAUUCUGGAAGCAAAAAGUCGAGAAUCCGGUCUAGAUGAAUCUUCAUCAAGUCCAUCAUCGUCCUCAUCUUCUUCGACAUUCGUCGUCGAGGUCGGACCGCGACAGCAGUUCACAUCUGCGCAGAGCACACACAGUGUGUCAAUAGCCCAAGCAUGCGGUUUGUCGUCGGUGGAGAGGAUCGAGAGGACGAAACGCUUUUUAGUGUCCUCAGCUACAAGAGGGGAAAGCGCUUCAACAUCGUCAACUAGCUCUUCAUCGAGUAAGGCAGAAGCAUUUGCUUCACUUGUCCACGACAGGAUGACAGAAUGCGUUUACAGUCUCGAAUCUUCUGAUGGUGCUGGGACAAUAUUCGACCACGGUACCUCCACUACCAGUGGUGCAACUCCAUCACCAACAUCUUCCAGCAGUUGUUCAGCCGUGAAGAGAAUCCCAGUUUCUUCCUCUUCAACGGAAGCCGCUGGUAUCUCAGCUUUAGAGGAGUUCUCCAAACAAAACGGUCUCGGUUUCGACGCUGACGACAUUGCUUACUACCACAAGCUCUUCGCUGAGGAACUGAAACGGGAUCCCACAGACGUCGAACUAUUCGAUUUAGCGCAGGGGAACUCGGAACACAGUAGACACUGGUUUUUUGGCGGCAAGAUGGUCAUCGAUGGGGAGGAGCAGGAAAAGACGCUAUUUCAGAUGGUCAAGAACGCGUACAAGUUGAAGGAGGUACUUUCUUGUACUGUACCACUCCGACGAGUGUGAUCAUGUUUCUUCUAUGAAGAUGUUGUUGUUGUUCUUGUUGUUGUUGUUGUUGUUCGACGAACUACUGGCCCGAAUAAUUUUUUCAAUUUUCAUCCGAAAGGAUACACUGCUGCAACUCACUGUAUCAUCCUGCCGGUAGACUACGACUAGAAGCACUACUAAGGAUGCGAAUGAAUGUAUGAAUCACAGGCUCUCCCACCAGAGCAGAACAGUUCCACGAUCGCUUUCGAAGACAAUUCUUCUGCUCAGCGGGGCAGCGAAGUCACUAUCCCACUUCCAGCUGCCAGCGGAACUUAUCCCGGACCCUACAAGCGAGAACAGCAAGAUCUGGACAUCACCUUAACCGCAGAAACGCACAACUUCCCUUGUGGCAUCGCCCCAUUGCCUGGCGCAGAGACCGGUUCCGGCGGCCGCAUGCGCGACAACCACAGCACUGGCCGUGGCGCUUACGUCCAAGCAGGUGUCGCUGGCUACUGCGUCGGCAAUUUGUCGAUUCCUGGCUACGUCCAACCCCACGAAGGAGCACUCCUCGAAGAAGCUGGCUAUCCAGCGAAUAUGGCGAAACCUUUGGACAUCUUGAUUUCCGCAUCGAAUGGUGCCAGUGACUACGGCAACAAAUUUGGAGAACCUCUGGUUGCAGGGUUCACGAGAUCUUUUGGCACGAUAAUUCAACUUCAAGAAAGUACUUCUACAGAAGGAGACUCUGUUGACUCGACGAAGCCAGAACGUGUCGAAUGGAUCAAGCCCAUCAUGUUUAGUGGUGGUCUAGGUCGCAUGCUGCAUUCCCACGUCGAGAAGAAAACGCCGCAAAAGGGCAACUUGAUCGUAAAAAUCGGAGGACCCGCUUACCGCAUCGGCGUAGGCGGUGGCGCGGCGAGCUCGAUGGUUGCUGGUGACAACAAGGUGGAACUGGAUUUCAACGCCGUGCAACGCGCUGACGCGGAGAUGGAAAGAAAGUGUGAGUGCGUGAUUCGAGCAUGCUUGGAACUGGGUGACAAGAAUCCGAUUUUGUCGAUCCACGAUCAAGGUGCUGGGGGAUCAGGGAAUGUCUUGAAGGAGAUUUGCGAUCCAGCUGGCGCAAAAAUCGAUCUGAGCAAAAUGCUAUGCGGGGACAAGAGCAUGACAGCUUUGGAAUUGUGGGUAGCGGAAUUUCAAGAAAACGACUGCCUCUUACUUGAUGCUCGCCAUUUGCCUUUGUUCGAAAAGAUCUGUGAGCGCGAAAAACUACCAUUCGCAGUGGUGGGUGAAGUGACGGGGGAUGGACAGGUUGAAGUGGGGUAUGCGGGCGAGAAGAUUGUAGACUUGCCAUUGGAGAAGGUGUUGGGGAAAAUGCCACAGAAGACGUUUCACACAGAACGAAUGGCGCCACGAUUUAGCAAGCAUCAGGCUCUGCCAGAGGAUUUGACCAUUCCGAAGGCGUUGGAUCAGGUACGAUCUUCACUUUCUCAACAACGUGGCACGUUGUUGAGAAAGGAAUUUGAGUUUGAGAUUCGGUGCUUAGCUUGGAAUUUUAUCUAUCAAUUUGAAUUUGAGUCAUUUGAUUAAAUUUUUUCACUCAAAUUCACAAGGGACCACUUUUCUUCACAAUUUCCAUCCACAGAUCCUCCGUCUCGUCUCUGUUUGCUCCAAACGUUUCCUGACGAACAAAGUCGACCGCAGUGUCACAGGCUUGGUUGUCCAGCAACAAUGCGUCGGACCCUUGCAUACGCCUCUUGCGGAUUGCGCGGUCGUCGCACAUUCACCACUUUCGAAUCAUGGCGCUGCAGUCAGUAUUGGAGAACAGCCAUUGAAGGGGUUAUCGGGUGAUAUCGUCGACUUGCAGAGACAGGCCAAACUGACGGUCGCGGAAGCAGUGCUGAAUAUGAUUGGUACAACUCGAACUCCUGCUCCUGCAAGGCGCGGCCUUAUUUAUCAUCUUGUUCUUUCAUUUUUACGACAAUUUCAUUCUCUCCGAGUAGAUUUUUACGACAAUUAUUCUUCUCGUGUAACCUGAUUUUCAUCUGAUUCUAACUACGAUUCCAACCUGCCUUGUCAAUCUGUUCUUCCCACGACAGGUGUCCAAAUCAGUUCUCUCGAAGACGUCCGUGCCUCUGGCAAUUGGAUGUGGCCUGCUAAGUUUGAGGGCGAAGGCGCCAAGAUGUAUGAGGUAUGCCAGAGCCUCUGUGAAUGCAUCGAAUUUCUUGGUUUUGCCAUUGAUGGCGGCAAAGAUUCCCUCUCCAUGGCUACGCGUACUAAGGAGCAUGGGGUUGUCAAAUGCCCGGGCGAGGUGGUUUUGACCUGCUAUGCUCGUGUGCCAGAUGUCAGGUGUCGGAUUACACCGGAGUUCAAGCGUGCUGGGAGUCGGAUUCUUUUUGUGGAUUUCUCUCCGUCUAGUGGUUCUGAAGAAACAUGUCGUGAACUUCCGAGUGAACAAUUAGCUGGGACAGCCUUGGCUCAGAUUUGCAACCUGCAAACAAAAGGCGCGCCAGACGUUGAUCUUGACAAACUCAAGCGCGUCUGGAAGAAAUUCCAGCAAAGCUACAUCUUUGAUCGUGUUCUGGCUGUUCACGACGUCUCAGAUGGCGGAUUUGUAGUUGCGUUACUCGAGAUGUGUUUUGCUGGAAAUCUAGGUGCUGACAUCUCCGCUCCGGGUAUUCGCUCUGCUAAACCGUCUGUAGCUUUGCCGAAAUUGUUCCGAGAGUCGCCAGGUCUCAUUCUCGAAGUCGCAGAAGGUGCUGAUGCAGCGAUUGUUGCGGAAGCUUUGGGUGCGGUGACCGUUGGACGAGUCCUUUCCGAUGACGUAGUUGCAGUGGCAAACGACAGGGGGGAAGAACUACUCGCACCCACAUCGAUGAAGCAGCUGCGAGACACGUGGGAAGCGACGAGCUUUGAGCUGGAGAAACAACAAGUAGCGUUGGAAUGCUUGACGCAAGAGCGCAUGGGGUUGCUAGUACGAGAAGGACCAACGGCAUUAUUCGAAUCCAGCGGUGAACAACUUUUCUCUGAGGGUUCGGCAUUGAAAGCGGAGAUGGAACAGGAUUUGAAAGAAAGGUUUAGUGGUGGCAGUACGAGCUCAUCUUUUUCGUCCACUACUACUUUUAGCAAUAAGAUUCCGCUAGCCGUCCUUCGAGAAGAAGGCAGCAACGGUGAACGUGAGAUGUCUUGGGCUCUGGAGGCUGCUGGAUUCGAGCCAUGGGAUGUCACUAUGACGGAUUUAGAGAAAGGAGUUGUGAAACUAGAGCAAUUUCGUGGCCUGAUCUUUGUCGGAGGGUUCUCGUUCGCAGACACUCUGGGUUCCGCAGCUGGUUGGGCGGCUAAAAUCAAGUACAACGUCGGACUCAAGAAACAGUUCGACGAUUUCCGAGCCAGGGAAGACAGUUUCUCUCUAGGAAUCUGCAACGGCUGUCAAUUGAUGUCACAGCUUGGAUGGCUCGGAGACGACGUGCGAUUGAAACAAAAUGCUAGCGGCCGGUUCGAGAGCAGGUUUGUCGCAGUGAAAUGCGAAGAAUCUGCGAGCAUGUGGCUGAAAGGUUUAGCAGGUGCAACGCUUGGCGUCUGGGUCAGUCAUGGAGAAGGCAGGUUCGACUUUGGAGGUUCAUUGGGAGGUUCAUGUUGCGAAACCGCUUUCUCCUACGUCGACGAUUCGGGCAAACCCACUACCCAGUACCCGAUGAAUCCAAACGGUAGUCCAGACGGUAUUGCGGGUUGCUGUUCAAAGGAUGGCCGUCAUCUCGCUUUCAUGCCACAUCCGGAAAGGAGCUACUUGACCUGGCAAAUCCCGCUGUAUGAUGGCAUGCCGGAGAUCGAGGUGGGUGAGAUGUCCUUCACACCAUGGAUCAGGCUGUUUCAGAAUGCUUACAACUGGUGCGCUUCAUCCACUGCUGCAUCUUUUGCUUCGGUACUAGCGGAUGCUUCUUGUGCAGUCUCCGAGGAUGGCCAGAGCAGCAGCAACAAGGGCUCGUCUGGUGAACGAUCGUUGUCGCAGCUCGUGUCUGCUAGCGAUCUCCCAUCACCAUCAAAACGGUCGAAACGCGGUCUGCAGGCGUCUCCGAUUAAGAAAGCCACCGGACGAGCGAGACUGCCGACAACGAAUAUGCAGAGGUUAUAUUCGAUGACGGUUCAACAUCCGCCUGAUACAACUAGUCUUCCUGUCAAGUCUACUUCAAGUUCAAGUACAACCUCUACCUCAACAACUUCUUCAGCAUCUACUCAGCCUCCAGUCCUUCUUCGACUCGGAGUCUUGCUAAGCGGUUCAGGCAGCACCUUGCAAAACAUCCUGGAUCACGUCGCGGAUGGAAGCUUACCGAAUUGCAUCGUGAAGACCGUAGUCAGCAGCCGCAAGGACGCUUAUGGGAUCACUAGGGCAGAAAAAGCAGGCAUUCCAGUUCAGGUAGUUGAGAGUCGGAAAUUCAAGAAGAAAGAGGACAUCACAGCGACUACUUCUACGGGUUCAGGUUCAGAAGUGGACUGGUCAGCAAUGUCACAGGCUGUCACAUCCGCACUAGGUGACGUGGACGUCGUAGUUCUUGCUGGUUUCAUGUGCAAGUACGAAGUGCCAACCAAAUACGCAAAUCGCGUGAUCAACGUCCAUCCAAGCCUCUUGCCGGAAUUUGGAGGUCAAGGCAUGUACGGAGACCACGUACAUGAGGCGGUUCUGAAAGCAGGAGCAGCAAAAAGCGGCUGCACUGUGCACAUUGUGACGAAUGAUGGGUACGACAAGGGACCGAUUUUGUUGCAGAAAGAGCUAAGCCUAAAGCGCAGUGACAACAUCACUGAAGUAACAGCUCUUCGUGAAAGCGUCCAAGCUCUGGAGCGUCAAGCUUUGAUUGAUGUGCUGAAAUCAUUUUGCAAAAUCGGUGUGGCCACGGGGGUUCGGAAUGCGUUGUCGCAUGAAGGAGUGCUAAUAGACGAGACAGGAGCAGCUGGAGCAGAUGCAAAAGCAAUCAUGACCACGACGGAAAAACCCACUAUGAAGCCCAUAGUGAGCAGUCAGCAAAGCAAAUCGACAGUCGAUGCGAGUACUAGUGAGGCAGAAAGUAGUUUUAUUUCCACAACAACAGGCGGCGCAGGCGUACAUGCAGGAGCAGUGAAUCUCGUCACCGACGAUCGUCCAAAGCACGAAUGUGGGAUCGCGUUGAUCCGCCUUCUCAAGCCGCCAGAGUACUAUCAGAAGAAGUACGGCACUGACAAGGUUGGCGUCGAUUUAAUGUAUUUAAGGGUAAAAAGUUAAAGGCGUUCUUGUUAUCGUUCGUUUUGCCUUUCUAACGGGGGAAAGGCAUAACGGACGGGGUAAACGAACGCCAAAAGCCUACCGCUAAUGUGUGUCUGUUUGGAAAAGCAACGAAAUCGAGGACAAGAUGGGGCUGGUGUCGCUUGUGUCCGCUCAGAUUGUCAUCCGGGAGAAAGCUACGUCGAUGUCUGCAAGAGCAACGCCAAAAACGCGAUCGAAGACUUGUUUGAUAACAAAGUUCCAGCAGCAAGAGGCAAGAAGGCCUUUCAAGGUGAAGUUUAUCUUGGACAUGUGCGCUAUGGUACGUUUGGCAACAACAGUAUCGACGAUUUGCAUCCGUUUGUGCGCGAAUCAAACUGGCGAAGCAAAUGCGCUUUGUUGGCUGGAAACUUCAAUCUGACCAAUAGCGAUUGGCUCUUUGACCGUCUAGUCGAAGCAGGACAACACCCAAAAGCCAAAUCUGAUACCGUCACUUGUUUGGAAAUCAUCGGCCAAGCUUUGGACGCAGAGAACAACCGCAAAUACGUCAGCUUCAGUAGUCAGGGACACUUGCCACGCAAAUGCCAGGAAUUAGUGGAAGAAAACCUAGACUUGAAGAAAAUCUUAUCUGAAGCAGCGUGUGAUUGGGAUGGCGGGUUCGCGAUGGUCGGGGUUUUGGGAACUGGAGACGCCUUUGCAAUCCGGGACCGACAUGGCAUCCGACCUUGUUUCCACUGGUGCGACGAUGAGUUUUUGGUUGUCACAUCGGAAAGGGGAGUAAUUGCGAGCGCAUUCAAUGUACUGCUUCUGUUGAAUUUGAUUUAUUUGGAUGACGCUGUGAUGAAAUCGUCCUGUUUCGACUUUUUUCGACGCAUCAAACAUCAAUAUGAUGAAAGUAGCACCAAUCGUUCAACUUCGCCUAUCUUGCUCACCAACGACCAUUCAGGUUUCCGACCACAGCAAGAUUCAUGAGUUGACUCCCGGUUCCGCACUCAUUAUCCGCGGUGGCGAAGACGCGAAUUACACUGAGCAACAAAUUUUACAGGCCGAGACCCCCAGUAAGUGCGUCUUCGAACGCAUUUACUUCAGUCGCGCCAAUGAUCCAGACAUCUACAGAGAACGAUUGGCACUCGGGAGGCAACUAGCGAUGCCAGUAUUGGAGAUUCUCGGUGAGGAGUGGAAAAACUCGAUUUUGACUUUCGUGCCGAACACUGCGGAAAUCGCUUUAAACGGACUCAGCACAGAAAUCAACAAGGAAAAGUUGAUCCCGAUUGAGAAACUCAUUUUCAAAGACGCGAAGUUGCGAACGUUCAUCUCGCAAGAUGCAGGAAGAAAUCAACUAGCUUCCAACGCCUAUGAAUUAACUCCAGGAAUCGUGAUUCCCGGCGUCACCACUCUAGUAGCUUUAGAUGACAGCAUCGUUCGUGGAACGACUCUGAGGAUGAGUAUGAUCCCGCGAUUUGACAAUUUGAAGCCGAAACAGAUCCUCUUCCUCUCUAGUGCUCCGCAAAUCCGUUACCCUGAUUGCUACGGCAUUGAUCUGAGCCGGUUGGACAACUUGGUGGCUUUUCGAGCCGCUGUGGAAUUGUUGAAAGAGCGGAACAUGGAACACGUGUUACAUGAAACCUACGAAAAAUGUAUCCAGACCUUGCGUUCGUCUCCGCCAGAUGCCAGAGCGCAGAACUGGAUGAAGGACUCACUGCCGAACCACGUCAAGGCGAUCUAUGCGCCCUUCACUGAGGAAGAAGUUUCAGCGAAGAUCUCGGAAUUGGUCGUCGAUGCAGAAAAGGUGAAGACCCCAGUUCGAAUCCUGUAUCAGAGUGUAGAGGGGAUGAAGCGUGCGAUCCCGCAUUUUACCGGUGAUUGGGUCUUCACUGGUGAUUUCCCAACGAUGGGUGGAACUCUGUGUGCAUUGCAAGCAUUUGCGAACUUCUACGAAGGCAGCACUGCGCGAUCUUAUGGCAGAUCUGGGGAAUUGGAAGCUGUUGUGGUCAUCGGCAGUGGAGGACGCGAACAUGCUUUGGCCGUAAAACUGGCUCAGUCGCAUCAGGUCAGACGUGUCUACAUGGUUCCCGGCAAUGGUGGUGGUGGCAGGAAGAUCAAGAAUGCGGCACACGUUGCAUUGAAUGCGGGGAAUAAGUUUGAAGAAUUGCGCGAGUUCUGUAAGGAGAAGAAGGUUUCACUUGUAGCUGUUGGGCCAGAACAGCCUUUAGUCGAUGGAAUUGCAGAUAUCUUGCGCGCUGACGGCGUUGCGGUGUUUGGUCCAUCGAAGGAUGCGGUGAUUUUGGAAGAAUCGAAGGCGUUUUCUAAGGAUUUCAUGAGACGCCAUGACAUCCCUACGGCUGACUACGCGAUUUUCCGCAGACCUAGUGCCAGCACGCCUCCAAGCGAAGGCCACGCAGCCGGACUCGAGUACAUUGACAAGAACUGGCCAGUUGUUGUGAAGGCAAGUGGCUUGGCAGCGGGCAAAGGCGCGAUUGUGCCUAAGACGAAACAAGAAGCGAAAACGGCUUUCACUGGCAUGCUAGUCAAUGGCGAUUUCGGCGCUGCUGCUGACGAAGUCGUUCUCGAGACCAGACUGUCUGGCCGCGAGCUUUCCGUUCUCGCGUUGUCGGAUGGAAAAACUGUGAAGAUCCUACCUUUGGCACAGGAUCAUAAGCGGGCCUACGAUAACGACGAAGGACCGAACACAGGUGGCAUGGGAGCGUUUGCGCCGGUUACGGAUGUGUCGCAGGAAUUGCUCGAGUGGAUCAAAGUUCACUGUCUACAGAAAUGCAUUGACGGUAUGGCUGCUGAGGGUCGCCCCUUUGUCGGCGUACUUUUCGCGGGUUUGAUGCUGUCCGAGGAUCCAGAUGGCACAAUUGGUCGAGAAGUGAACGUAUUGGAGUACAACUGCCGAUUUGGAGAUCCGGAAACGCAGGCGGUGAUGCCUUUGCUAGAAGGCGAUUUGUAUCAGGCAUUGAGUUUCUGUUGCAAGGGAAAGUUGGAUCAGGUGCAUUUGCCGGUAUUGAAGGGCUUCUGUGUGGCUGUGGUGUUGGCGAGUGGUGGCUAUCCCGGAAGCUACGAAAAGGGGAAGAAAAUAUGUGGACUCGAGAAGCUGAACACGAUGCCAUCACUGCAGGCUUUCCAUGCCGGGACAACAAAGAAAGCGAACGAAGGGGGUUCGCCAGGUACUUACCUAUUUCUCCAACAUCCGCUCAUGAUCUCCUCCUACCACGGCGAUUUCUUGCACAUUUAGACGAAUAUUAUUCAAUAAAUACAUGUGAUUAAUGUAGUUCAUCUGGUUACCCUGCUGAAUGCCUCCAAUCCAUAAACAGCCACCGCUGAAAUCCGUACUUCUGGUGGCCGCGUUGCUGCUAUCUCAGCCGUUGGUCGUACGCUCGAACACGCAACCCGUCUCGCAUAUCUCGGUGUUGAACAAGUCUCUUUCGAGGGUUGCUUUUACCGCACAGACAUUGCUGGCGUCUUCAGACCUGAAGAGUUCACCCACUCACCCCUUCACUGUGAGCAUAAUGCUGCUUUCGUCUUGAGAACAAUUGGAGGUGGCGUUGCGUCGCCAGAUGAAGAGAACAAGACGUCAGGUGGUUCUUCAGCUUCUUGGUCUUCAAUCGAAGACUUAGAUGAACUCUCUGACGUUCCCGCGACAGGGUUGGAGGGAAAUUUGCAGCUUGUCGAUCAUCCUCCAACUAAGACUCCUCAGAAAAACACUGGUGCAAGCCAGAACAACCUCAACAAGACUAAAAAACCACUAACCUACAAAGCUGCAGGUGUGGACAUUGCGGCUGGCAAUGCGACAGUAGACGCGAUCAAGCCGUUUUUGCGCGGUACAGCUAGACCAGGAUGCAGUUUUGGCGAGGAACUCUCCUUUGGUGGUUUUUGUGAUUUGGCCAAACUGAAAUACAAGGAUCCAGUCCUGGUCUCUGGCACUGACGGUGUAGGAACGAAGCUUCUAGUCGCCACUAGUCUAGACAAACACGACACUGUCGGAAUCGACCUAGUCGCGAUGUGCGUCAACGACUGUCUAGUCCACGGUGCUGAGCCGGUCUUUUUCUUAGACUACUUCGCGACGGGAAAACUGACAGUUCAGCAAGCUGUGGACGUCGUCAAAGGCGUCACUGUGGGAUGUCGGCAAGCGAAUUGUGCCUUGAUUGGUGGGGAAACCGCAGAGAUGCCAGGCCUUUACAAGCCAGGAGACUACGACAUUGCUGGUUUCUCAGUUGGCAUUGUCGAAAGAAGCAAAAUUUUGCCUAAAACCGAUUCUCUAGUGGCAGGAACGAAGAUUCUAGGCUUAGCGUCGUCUGGCGUGCACAGCAAUGGGCUGUCGUUAGCAAGGAGAAUCGUCACCAGUGCUGUGAAUCCAGAGACGCGUGAAUCCUACACAUUUCUUGAUCCGGCUCCAUUUGAUGCGGAGAAAUCGAUCGGAGAUUACUUGCUAACCCCAACGCGCAUCUACAUCCGCAGUUUACUUCCUGUCAUGCAGAGCGGCAAAGUCCUCGCCGCUGCGCACAUCACUGGUGGUGGCUUGCUGGAAAAUAUUCCACGCGUACUUCCCUCAGACGUCGGCGCCGUUCUCAAAGCCGGAAGCUGGCCAUUACCUCCAAUCUUGAAAUGGCUCUACACUGAAGGCAAUUUAGACCCGAUGGAGAUGGCUCGAACCUUCAACUGCGGCAUCGGCAUGGCCAUUUUUGUCAAAGCCGAAGAUGCGGAUGAAGUGGCAGCUUCAUUGCGGCAAGCAGGAGAAGAUGUUUUCGAAAUCGGUAGUCUAGAAUCACCUCCUAGUACAACUAGAACAACUACAUCAACUUCUUCGCCAGAGCCAGCACAGCUACAACGAACUAGAUCCAGUAGCAAGAACACAGCGACAGUCGUCGGCGGAGAGGUCUGUUUGCUAGAUACAGAACUUGCUUGGGGCAGCAACGCAUUUGCUCCGCCUGGAAGGACGCAGAGUUGAAGAGCGUGGCGAGCAGCAGACAACAGAUAUUUGAAACCAUGAAUAGACUACACUAGUACAGGUACUCAUCCUCACUUCUUACCUUGUGUUUUUUGUUCCCUCCAGUUUCCAUUUCUGAGAAAUGGCCUAUAUCAUCAAGGUGCAGUAGGAAUUUCCAAUUCCUUUUAAUUUCUGUUUGUUUUGAAUAGCAAGACAUCUGACAUGAUUUUCCUUUGCGAAUAGUGAUGAAUAAUAACAACUUGGACAAUUUGGUCAUUACAGUAUCUAAGUAGUCAAUCUUUCGAAAGAUGGUUGUUGAGAUCGUCGCGUUUCAUGUGAUGUAUACUUCUAUAGUAUCCGGCAAGUCUUUUUUGUUGAAUUACAGCGAGCACUUAUCUAGAAAAAAUCUGAUUCAUUCUGAUGGAGUAACAAGAAAUGUUGACAUGAGCUCCUAAACUAUAAUAUUUCAAUCUUGUUCGACUUCCAACUACCACGCUAGAAGUGGAAGGAGUGUUUUUUUGCAGCAACGACCUUUCCAUGAUCUCCAGGGCCAGCUCAAUAAAAAGAAAAUAAAUGAUGAAAGGAAUUCAAUUUCAAUCAAAAUUGUUGAACAAGUGGACGAAAGCGAAAGUUUUGAUCUUUUGUCGAGCCGGUGUCCCGUGACUCGAUACAGUCGCGAACAGGAUGACGCGCGGACAUCCGUGGUACAACCUUUACUACUGUAACAUUUUAUAAUGAUGUGUUCAAGAUGAGGACUGAACCACGUACGAUCAUGCGAACGACAUACGAAUUGGAGGAGGUCGACGUGGUUCUUGCUUUAUAAUUUACUCAAAU